Molecule: messenger RNA, 9090 nt
Organism: Coregonus sp. 'balchen'
Lineage: Eukaryota; Metazoa; Chordata; Actinopteri; Salmoniformes; Salmonidae
Source: the annotation of a GenBank genome assembly
AUGUUUGGCACAGUUGAGGUCUGUGGUAUGGAAUCGUUAAAUGAAAAACACAUUGAAUUUACUUUGGUUUAACUGACUUGUGGGUUAACCCUAUCAAUCCCAGGCCUUUGGAAUGGCCUCCCUCCUCUCUACCUUUACUUACUGCAUAUUGGAACAUUUGACUCACUCCACAGCAUACAAGUACUCUGUUCAGGAGAUACAGGGCCAGGGGUUAAGAUGUUUACCAGACCACACCCACUCCAGAGUCCAGACAGUAGAGCAAAGCUCCACGUCCCAUAUGUGUAGACACUUGAUGAGGGGUGAAAUGAGGGCUUGACCUCAUUUGGUCUGAAGAUUAUCAUGUGCAGGCAGUCAGUGGAUGAUGUUGCCCAGUAGAAGUUGCAUCACUGUGUGAUUAAAAGCUUAUGGCAACAGCUUAUGACAACCCUGUAGAAUGUGGGCCUCAGGGACCUAGUUGACCUCGCUACUAAAGAGCAGUCAGACUACCGUACCGAGGUUGAGUUAGAUAGGUGAGAAGGGAGCCCUCUAUUUGAAAAUGAAGACCUCUGUAAAUAUGUUUUAUACCUUUGUAUGAUGUGUAGUACAUGUAGUCAGCCGUAUGUGUUUGUCUCUGUAAUAUGCCAUCCAGGACAAGGUUGUAUGGGUAAGCUAUGGUUCUUCUCUCAGUCUUUUCACCUGUGUAUUUUGUAUCUGUGUGAGCAUGUGUGUGGGUCUGAUCAUCAGAUUCAGGCGUCUGCAUGCUAACUGUUUCAGGUGUAUGUGUGCAAGUAUGUAUGCAAUGUGUGCAUGUGUGUGAGAGAGAAGGGGGAGAAAAAGAGAGAAAGAGCUAGAAACAAGAUGGCUGUCCAUUAUAUGCCCACAGGAUGAGCAUAGAAGGCUAAGUGACACUCCCAGAGAAUGAGCAAAGGUUUGUUCCUCCCUUUCAUCUAUAAUUCGGUACUAAAGACUUUUGAAGAGAGGCUUGCUCCCAAUAUUCCCUCUAAACUACACCACAGGCGCGCAGUAGCCCCAAGAUAGCUGCGCAGCUCCCCCAGGACUGCCGCGCAGAAGAAAUACUGGAUCAGUGUCACGACUUCCUCCGAAGCUGCCUCCUCUCCUGGUUCGGGCAGGCUUCGGCGUUCGUCGUCACCGGCCUUCUAGCCACUGCCGCUCCUCAUCUCAUCAUUCCAUUUGUUUUGUCUUGUUUAUUACACACACCUGGUUCAUAUCCCCUCUUCAGUACCUGUAUAAGUGUUCUCUCUGCCCCCUUGUCCUUGUGGGUGAUUGUUUAUUUUGAAGAGAGUGUAGCUCGGUUGAGCUCCGUGUAUUUUGUAUUGCCGGGGUAUAUUUUCCCCAUGUGCCUGUUUGGUUCCAGUGCGCCUGUUUUGCGCACUGGACUGUUUGAUGCAUUUCUACGUAACUCUGUAUUCCGGAAUAAACUCUGUAUUCUGUGAUUUACCCUCCUGCACCUCUCCUUCAAAUCACCCAUCACAAUCAGCCCAUAGAGAGAAGCACUAGAUUGAAUUUCACUCUACUUUCUAGAGUUUUCCCUGUUAGUUAACACAAUCAACGUUUCCCUUUACUGUGGAAAUUGUGAUCGAAUCAACGCAAUAUUAGCCACUUUCAAUGCAACAUACCGAAACAAAAUGAACUAUGCAAGAGAGUUUGUUGCAGGCAGAACGCAUCGGAGUAGGAUUCUAUCGCAUUGACACGACUCAGCCGUCUACACAGACCGGUGGGGCAUAACCAAUCAGAGCUGCAGUAGGCCUAUAUGCAAAUAGACCAUUGCCAUACAUGGAUCUGUACCGUUUACUUGUAUCUGGACUGUCUUUACAGCUGUGGUUGUGAGUAGAUGUUCUUGUUUUGAGAUCAGAGCAAGAGAUGCAUGUAGCCACGUGUGCACAUUUUGUUUAUAUCCUUUGCUAGUUAGUGACUUAUUAGCCCAGUUAUAUAUCAUUUGUAGUCAGCAAUAUGGGAGGGAUUGCUUCCUACAAGAGCACAAAACAUGUACAUUUCUAGACAUCUUUGAAAAGCUAGUCAGGUAAAUAACUUUUGUAUGUUUUAAGGGGGUAUUUUGAGACAGGCUUGAAUAGCAAAGUAGCCAAUAGGCAGAGGGUAGCAUAAUUUGUCUGAUUCUCUGUAAUAAUUGUAUGGGAAUAAUAAUGAAUUUUUUGAAGUGGUUUCUUGCAUCAAACAACACAACACCAGUUUCAGUCACCUCCUUGUGUCACGGUUUCGGCCGAGGCUGCCUCUCUCCCUUGUUCGGGCAGGCUUCGGCGUUCGUUGUCUCCGGAGUACUAGCUGCCACCGUUGUAUGUUUCAUGUUCGUUUGCUUCUGUCUAAGUGUUGUCACACCUGUUUUCAUUCAGUGUCAUUAGUGUCCUAUUUAGUUCCCGUUGUGUGUGUCAGGUGUUGUGUAAUAUUGUCUUGUGUCAGAUGUGUUUUCGCUCGGUUGAGCUUCUCUCCACUGCGCUGGAGUUACGCACCUGUUUGUGCGCUGUUCUGUUUCGUUUUCGCCUUCGUGCGUAUUUCGCCUUCGGGCAAGAGUUGUCCGUUUUGCCGUGUUUUCGGCUCAAUACAAGUUUGUUGGAUUAUCCGUCUGCGUCCUGCAAUUGAUUCCGCCACUACACCUACAGCACACCUUGACACCUUGUAUGAAGGACAAUUGGAUAAACAGGUUAAUGUCAAGCCCUGCAUGUUUUUUUCAAAAGUCUCAUGGAAUGUAGGCCUUCAUUGAACACCACACAUUGGCUGCUACUGUAGGCUGAAUGACAGAACAGCUUUUUCCAUGUUAAAAUGUUAUGGGAUGCAUUUUCUCCAUUGUUUUUGAUGGUAGUCCACUCUGAUAGGCCUACAUUAUGAUCAAAUAGCCACAGUAGCCUACUUGGCCACUGUUAAAACUGUAACUUAAAGCGGGUACAGCCUCAGUGUUCACAGUAAAUGCGCACUGAAAGUUGAACAGAAUUUUCACAACGUUCAAGUUUGCUCUCAGCAGACCUGAAGUUUGCUCAGUGCCGAGAACAUUUUGAGGGAACAUUGCUUGCUCCUCAUCUUUAAGCCACAAGACACAUUUUAUAAGUAUGUUUUCACCUGCAUCUCUUUUUAGUAAUUUGUGUAGUGGAUAACCACUUUUUCUUGUGCUGUCCCUUGUUCUUUGUAGUUUAUGUCUGAAUAAAUCCAUUAUUGAUGUGUGUUAUAUGUUGCCCCCUACAGGUGACAAUGGAGUUUGGUUUGGACAAAAGGCACCAGACUCUUACGGGCCUGGCGUUCCCUCUACAGGAGGAGGCCAAACGCUCUCUGCAGCAACUCAAGCAGAAACGUAUCAACUACAUACAGCUGGUGAGCUGGCAUCACAUAACAAACAUACAAAACAAAGCUUUUCCCUUCGCUUGUGGACUUCAGUGCACAACACAACAAUUUUCUGUGACCAGCUGCUAAAACGUAUCCAAGCCAAACCUUCAUAACCACUAACCGCUACACAGCCUACAUCGUUAUCACCAUAUUAACAUUAUAGUCAACAAACUAGAACAAGCGCGUAAGUAAACCCACAAACCAUGUUUUUUAAAGUUGAAGCCCAUUUACUGCAUUUCUAUAUAAUUAAACAACUUUAAAAUGCCGUUAGGAGAACAGCAAAAACAAGCAAAAAUGAGCCCAGCCUUUUAUCACCUUGGCUGCUGUAGGUUCAUUCACCUCAGUUGAUCUACAAACACAUAGCCUAUUAGCUUGACAAUUGUAAUGUUAUACCCCUGAAAGGGGGGAAAUAUGAGAAAUGGUUCACACUGACACGUAGCAUCAGUGACUGUUCAGUCAGUUGUAAUGAUGAAAUGCAUAAAAUCGUCAACUCUUUACAUAGAUAUCUCUUUUCUCAAAUUACAUAGUGUUCACAUUUUUAUUCCUAGGCAUUACUAAUUAAGCUCCACACAAACAUGUUACAGGAGGGGGUCGCAGUUCCGGAGCGACCCACUAGGUGUCAUCCUCCGACAACCUUAGGCACCUCCUCACUCACAGUCGGGACUAAUCAUCAUCCUAUUGGUGUCACCUGUGUCUAUCGGUUCAGCUGUUUAUUUAUGCCCUCAUUUCCCUGUGUUCCCUUGCUCAGUUUCCUCUGCGAGUUUCUCUAUGUCCAGCAGUACUACUCAGUGUCUGAUCGGAGAUCUAUGUGCAGGUACUUGAGAAGUGUUCUCCCUGUUUCGUUAUUUGUUUCAGUCUUAGGUAAUAUUUCGUAUUUUGGCUGUAAGCCGGUUUUUGGAGACUUAUUUGCUCUGCCUUUCUUUUAUCGUGAUAAGUCCGUUAUUUUGUAUUUUGGCUUCGGGACCACCAGUAAAGAUCCUUGUUUCACCAUCUCUGCCUACUGCCUACUGUAUAUCCUGCACCGCACCUGGGUCACACCUCACCCCAACCCUUACAGAACACUGAGCCAAUAUGGACCCAGCGGAGGCAGCACAGUAUCGGAGCGCAUUGGCAACACAGGGGGCUAUGCUGAACCAACAUGACCGCAGCCUGCAGCAGAUCACCGAGAAUCUCCGCCAGCUGACGAUCGCCAUGCAGAGCCGGGUGGACACCCUACCAGACCCGGCAGCCGGCGGAGCGGAAGUCUCCAGUCUCGCCUGCGACAUCGCAGGAACCCCGCCUACCACCUCCGGAGAGGUAUGACGGAUGUCCAGAGGGCUGCAGGGAAUUCCUCACCCAGUGUUCCCUGGUAUUCAGCCUACAACCCUCCUCCUUCCCGACGGAGCAGGGCCGGGUGGCCUACAUUAUCACUCUGUUGAUGGGUCGGGCCCUUUCCUGGGCUACCGCGGAGUGGGAGAGCCAAACUCUGGCAUGCUCCAACUCCUACCAAUUCACCCGGGAGCUAUGCAAGGUGUUUGACACUUCUCGGGUGGUGUCAGGGCACGAGGCCGGGAGGCGGCUCACGGCCUGUCGGCAGGGUGACCGUUCGGUGGCGGACUACUCCGUGGAGUUCCGGACCCGGGCUCGAGAGGCAGGAUGGGAGGAGGCCGCCCUGGUUGUCCUUUACGCCCAAGGGCUAUCAGAGGGGAUGAAGGAUGAACUCUCCUUCAGGGAUCUGCCUGAGUGACUGGACGGCCUCGUCGAACUCUCGGUGCGGGUAGACAAUCGGCGUCGUGAGAGGGCGCAUGAGAGAGGGAUGACGCAAGGCGUGCCUCCGCGUCCCCCUAUCAACCCGGAGGCUUUCCGCCGAUUCAGGGAGGAGACGCUUCAGGAGGAGGCUAUGCAGCUGGGGGCGGCACACUUGUCCAGGAUGGAGAGGCAGAGGUGUCUGCUCCAGGGACGUUGCCUGUACUGCGACCAGGCAGGUCACCACUGCGACUCAUGCCCAGAGAAGCCGAGAAACGUGAGGGCUCGCUAGUAUCGGGAGGGCUGCUAGCGAGCCGGAACCGAAACCCCAACCCCAGAGACUCCCAGACUUUUCUCCCCGUCAGGGUUCAGUGGGCCCGCGCUGCGCGUCGGGCGCAUGCACUGGUGGAUUCUGGGGCCACGGGAAACCUGAUGGACGCGGGGCUGGCCCAAGGGUGGAGCGUUCCGUUACUCUCCCUCUCCGAGCCGGUUCCGGUCAUGGGCCUGGACGGCCGGUCGUUGGGGUUGGGCUUCAUCACCCGGCGCACUGUCCCCGUGCAUGUCCAGGUGGUGGGGGGGGCUAUGGGAGGAUAUCCAGUUUUUCAUUGUGGACUCUCCGGAGUGUCCCCUCAUCCUCGGGCACCACUGGCUGGUCGCCCACAAAUAGACUGGUCCACGGGGCGGCUCACCCUGGAGGGAGGCUCUGCCCCCGUCCUGUUCCGGUCUCCACUGACCACUCAUCAGCCCACCGGGAGGACGGCGGCUACAAACUCCGUCACCGGCCCAGACCUGGCAGGCAUUCCUCGGGAGUAUUGGGAUCUGGGGGAGGUGUUUAGUAAGAGGCGUGCCAAGGGCCUACCUCCUCACAGGCCUUACGACUGCGCUAUUGAUCUCCUGCCGGGCACCAUGCCCACACGAGGGUGAUUGUUUUCCUUGUCCCGGCUGGAGACGCUGGCCAUGAGGGAGUAUAUCGACGAGGCACUCGUCGAGGGCCACAUCCGUCCCUCUACCUCACCCGCGGGCGCGUGCUUCUUCUUCGUGGGGAAAAAGGACGGUGGGCAGCGGCCAUGCAUUGAUUACCGGGCGCACAACGACAUCACGGUUAAGAACCGCUACCCACUCCCCCUGAUGACGACGGCAUUCGAGUCGUUGCAGGGAGCCCGGGUCUUCAUCAAGCUGGACUUACGUAAUGCCUACAACCUGGUGAGGAUUCGGGAGGGGGACGAGUGGAAGACGGCUUUUAACACACCCAGUGGGCAUUACGAGUACCAAGUCAUGCCGUUCGGUCUAGCCAACGCGCCUGCGGUGUUCCAGGCGUUGGUCAAUAACGUGCUCCGGGACCUCCUCGACUACAGCGUCUUCGUGUAUUUGGAUGACAUCCUAAUAUUUUCGAAAGACAUGAGUGAACACCAGCAGCAUGUUCGGCAGGUCCUCCAACACCUUCUCCGCCACCAGCUCUACGUCAAGGCGGAGAAGUGUGUGUUCCACACAGAGACCGUCUCCUUCCUGGGGUUCAUCGUCACACAGGGGGACCUACGGAUGGACCCAGCCAAGGUUAGCGCGGUACUGGAUUGGCCCCAGCCCUCAUCCCUCAAGCAACCACAACGGUUUUUAGGGUUUGCAAAUUUUUAUAAGUGAUUUAUUCGCAAUUUUAGCUCCCUAGCCGCUCCCCUGACAGUCCUCUCAAGACGAGCGUACGCUCCAUCGCCUGGACCCCGGAAGCGGGGAACGCAUUUGAUGCGCUUAAGCGGCGGUUUACAUCGGCCCCGGUCCUCGGGCAUCCUGAUCCGUUCCUGCCGUUCAUUGUGGAGGUGGAUGCUUCAGACGUUGCGGUGGGAGCAAUCCUGUCCCAGCGGUUCCUUACGGACGGUAAGACUCACCCCUGUGCGUUUUUCUCCCGUCGGCUGUUCCCGGCGGAGCGGAAUUACGAUGUGGGGAACCAUGAGCUGCUAGCGGUCAAGCUCGCCGUGGGGGAGUGGAGGCAUUGGCUAGAGGGGGCCGACCAUCCAUUCGUCGUAUGGACUGACCACAAGAACUUAGCCUACAUUCAGGGGGCCAAAAGGCUCAACUCGCGCCAGGCCAGGUGGGCGUUGUUCUUCACCAUUUUCUGGUUCACCAUCUCAUACCGUCUGGGGUCAAAGAACACAUAGCCUGACGCGCUCUCCCUGCAGUUCGACGCCAUGGACCUGGUGGAGAGGGACGACCCCAUUGUCCCCAACGCCCUGAUUGCUGCCCCAGUUUCGUGGGGAAUUGAUAGGCUGGUCAGAGCAGCGCUACGGCGGGAGCCCAAUCCGGGCGGAGGUCCAUCGGGGAGGAUGUACGUACCCAAGGCUGCUCGCUCGUGACUGCUUCAGUGGGCGCACGCGCCCAACCUCACCAGCCAUCCAGGAAGCGCCAGGAUGUUGGAGUUCCUGCGUAGCAGGUUCUGGUGGCCAUCUGUUGAGGGGGAUGCGCACGCCUUCGUGGCUGCUUACCCGGUGUGCGCACGCACGAAGAGCUCACGUCAGCCCGCGGCAGGGCUGCUCCGACCCCUGCCUAUCCCCAAGCGCCCCUGGUCCCACAUCUAGCUGGGUUUCAUUUCCGCCCUACCCCCCUCUGAUGGAUACACAGUAAUCCUGGUCGUUGUGGACCGGUUCUUGAAGUCUGCCCACUUCAUUCCCCUUCCCCAACUCCCGUCGGCCCGGGAGAUGGCUAAGUUGGUGGUGCAGCACGUUUUACGGGUCCAUAGCAUUCCCCAAGAUGUGCGUCGGAUCGGGGCCUUCAGUUCGCCUCCAGGUUCUGGAAGGCGUUCGCCACCUGCCUUGGCGCCUCCGUCAGCUUGUCUUCCGGCUUCCCUCCCCAGUCGAACGGGCAGAUGGAGUGCGUCAACCAGGAUCUGGAGGGGGUGCUGAGGUGCUACGCCUCCAGCAACCCAGCUACGUGGAGUCAGCGACUGGCGUGGGCGGAGUACGCCCACAACACUCUUCUCUGCUCGUCAACCGGCCUGUACCCCUUCCAGUGCCAAUACGGGUACAAACCCCCCCUAUUCCCCAAGCAAGAGGAGGAGGCGGCGGUCCCGUCGGUCCAGGGCCCACAUCAGUCGCUAUCGCCGCACCUGGAGGCAGGUACGGGCGGCGCUUAAGCGGGCCUCGGUCAGGUCUCAACAUCAGGCCAACCGCAGGCGUCGCCCGGCCCCGGUCUUUCGCCCAGCCCCGGUCUUUCGCCCAGGACAGAGGGUGUGGCUCUCCACGCGGUCCUGGGUGCCCAGGAGGGUAAUUCUGGACCCAGGGCUGAUAACAACAUUCCGUCACCUCCACUCGGAGACGCCGAGAUGAACGGCUGGGGCUGGCUGACAGCCUCUCGCAAACACACACUGUCAGCAGCGUCUCUAGAUGCCUAUUUGAGCCGACUCCGAGCUGGGAUAGUUUGUUUCAGCAACAGGAGGCUCUAGGUCAGUAUCACACACACCAAACAUCACAUAACUGAAAGGUUAUAGGAUCUCCCGUCAUCCUUCUCUCUUUCUGUCUCUCUCUGUGUCCAUCUACUCCAUGCCAGGGUACAGCUGUAGCAUUAAAGAGCGGAUGUUGUACUCCAGCUGUAAGAACCAGCUACUGGAUGAGGUGGAGAGAGACUGCUGUCUAGCGAUCACCAAAAAGGUUCUACAAUUACACACUCUCCAUCUUACCCAUCUUUAUUUUACAUUACAAUAUCACAGUUAAAAGGGAGUGGGCAUGUAUACUGAUCUUGUUUUUCAACAGUGUUCUCUCUUUCUCCCUCUUCCAUUAGUUGUGUUUCUCUCUCCUUCUGUGCGUGUGUGUGUUUGCGUGUGUGUGGGUGUGUGUGUGUAUUUGUGUGUGUGUGUAUGCGUGUAUGCGUGCACGCAUACAGAUGGAGAUUGACGGUGAGGAUGGGCUGAUGAAGGAGUUUCUGAAUGAGGAGGUCCAUCCCGUUGAACACACUCUGAAACAGGCGUUCGCCAAGCCACGUGGGCCAGGAGGGAAGAGGGGCAACAAGCGCCUCAUCAAGGGGGCUGGAGAGUACAGAGAAGAGAACUAG